UAACAUCGACCGCAUAUAUUAUCGGAGGCAAUUUUUUUCCUUGAGACUUGACAAGCCUUUCAACAACAAUGACGGCAAAUGUGACAGCCUCACAAGCGUGCGAUGAGCAGAGUAGUGACACCGUUCCGGGAACAGUCGCCAGUGAUAACCAUGAGCUCGGUCAGACACUUCCACGUACUCCCCGGCAAUCUGUGCUACAAGCGCUCAAUAGUGGAGAGGUUCCCGAGGAUCCAGUUGCACGCUUCGAGUACUACGAUGCUCUCACCAAUCUGUUCUCUAUAAGAUUUCUACGCGAUGGGACCAACUGUGAAGAGGUCAUGGUCUAUUCAGAUCUAGCAAAGGCGAAUAUACCUCGGGGGUUUGAGGGGUCAAUUUUCUCAAAUGUGGACGACAAUACUUUCGGAGACGCGUACGUGUUCUAUCGCUUAUUGGCUUGGGACAUGGAAAAAACUCCACAGAACGCCCGCCGGCUUAUAGAUGCCAUUGGAUGGAAGUAUGAGAUAGCUCCAGCCGUCAUUACACUUCAGGAAACUGGCUCAUAUGCGCUGGCCAAGUUUGAAAUAUACAAGGAAAGAAAAGAUGACGAAAGUCUCCAAGAUGCAAUCCAGAACUGCGAAGACUUUCUGGGGGAGAUGCGGGAAGAAUUGAGAGAUACUCAAGAGGUGGAUUCGAUUUCAGAUCCAAAUCAGGUAGCCGAAUAUCGCGAGUUGUUUGGCUCAGUUUCAGCAAGCCUAUCUCAAUUGCUGUAUCACCAGUUCAGACAGUCAAAACAGAAAGACGUGCUCGAACGCUGCAUCAAACUAGGCGCCGAUGCCUACCCUGACGUUCCAGGCGCUGAAAGACUCGAGCUAGAAAUCUCACUGAACGAUGCUGCCAUCGCUUACUCUUUCAACCACAUUGCCUUCGACGGACCUCGCUCGAACCAUAAUGUGCCUCGCUGGAGCGACAUCAGUGAUGAGCCGACAGCUUCGACAGUCCCGAACAUGAACACAGAUCAAUCUGAUCCUGAUGUUGGUCUAUACGACAAACUUCAGCUUGCAAGUGAUAAUUCUCAGAUAAGAAUCGUUCAGCUGCAGUGUGGACAAUACGGUAGCCCGGUCGUUUGUAUGCUGGAGGUUGUUGACCUCGCAAACUGUCCUGCAUACGAUGCAUUGUCGUACGUAUGGGGUGAUCCCAACUGUACCGAUUUCAUAUCACUUCAGGGACGAACGCAUCAGGUUACCACGAACCUCUAUGACGCCUUAGCUCGGCUUAGGCUACCAGAAAAGCACCGACGCAUAUGGAUUGAUGCUCUAUGCAUCAAUCAGAAAGAUGUGAAAGAGAAGGAGGGUCAGAUAGGGCUGAUGGACAAGAUCUACACCAAUGCGAAUGAGGUCUGCAUGUGGCUUGGGGAGCCCGCGCGAAUUCAGGCCUUUUCAGACGACCCACGAGAGAUCCCAUGUCAUGAGGAAGCCGCAAAGAUGCUUGAAGCCAUGCUUCCAGAAACUUACCCUCAAAUCCGGCCUCACCUUUCGGUCCUUGCAGAUCGUGAUUUUAAAGUCGUUAGCAAUGCCAGUCUCAUGGAUCUUGCAUCGAUCUUGUAUCAGCUACCUUUUUGCAUACGGCCAAUUCCAAGCGCACCUGACAAAUCUGUGCUAAACGGUCUCGCGCCCGAUCGAGUGGAAAGUGGCUUCUCUACUGAUAUAGCGGCGUUGUUGGAAGUUACAUCGAACAUGAACAUCGUCAAGGAUUUCGGAGAGGUUCAGAAGAGAAACUCAUGGUGUCAAGACGUCACCACGGAGACGCCGGAGUGCUACAAUUGGGAUGAUGAAUUAAGAAUCUCAGAAUACCUUGAAGCUAAGAUGACGGGUAGCGACUGGCCAAUUGUUGGUGCGUUCAUCCUGAUCAUUCUGUUCGGGAUGGACGUCCACUUCCAUGAUCUUCCCUUCUUUGGGUCCGCUGGCGCAUCUUCUGUCGUCGGCAUCACAGCUCAAGCCUGGAACAAAUCCUGCUACGCGCUCUAUCACCUACUGAGCAACAAAUACUGGACUCGCGCAUGGAUUCUUCAGGAGCUCGUCCUGGCGCGCGUGCCCAAAAUCUACUUCGGCAAGCACACCCUCCCUUAUCACCAGUUAGUUCAGGCUAUGGUAAAUUUCAAUCGGCAUUAUUCGACUUGCUGUAAGGAUGUGGUUCCUGCCGGUGGGACUGCAGCUUGUUCAUCGCCGAGCUGGUGGACGAGGCUGCAUAGCACCUUCACAAACUUUAUCGAAAGUCCCAGCGAGAUGUGGUUCGCGAGGCGGCUCAAGGAAUCAGACUCAGAGGAUCCAAACUCGAGCAUUACUACAGUGUUGUUAUCGAAUUUAAAGAAACGGCAAGCAACCGAGGCCCGCGACAUGGUUUUUAGCACGCUUGGUAUGAUCGACAACGAGGGACCCGAUCGCAUACCAGUAGACUAUGCGGCACCGGUGGAGCGCAUCUAUGCUCAAGCAACAUCCAGAGCUCUCCUGGAGAGCAAGAAGGAUUCUCUGUUUGUUUUUGCAGGAUACGGCCGUUCUGAAGAGCUGAAGCACAAACUCCCGUCUUGGUGCAUAGAUUUCACCGCGCCGUUAGAGUGGAGUGGACUGUUCCCCGAAAUAUCUCCAUUGUUCGACGCUUUCCCCGGCUCUGAAGGUGACACCCGAAUGGAAACAGACCUUUGUUUUUCAGUCACGUCAGCCAAGGUCGAUGUCAUUGUCAGAGUGUCCUCAUUCAGUCAAAGUUGUGAUCACAGCGAGUGGAGCGACAUCAUUCACAAUGUGGAUAGAUGGAAGGAAUGCGCCAGUCUUCCCAGCGACACAGAAGACGCCACAGCCACUGACCGCGAGAGAAGUUUUUGGAGGACCGUCUUGGGCGGUUGUCUUCCAGCAUUAGGUUCAGCCCUCCAAUCGUCUCCGUUUUCCUACGAACGACUGUCCGACGCCGAUUUUGCACUCAUCAGUCGAUGGCAGACUUGGCUCCACGAUCCGAACCGAGCUCUCGACCCCUCAAUUUUCGAAGGGGACUACCAAAACGCUUACCGCGUGGACUGGCUCCAGCAGGCUGAAGGGUUUGCACGUCUCAACCGCAGGUUGCAUCACGCAAUGAUGUACAGGCGGCUUUUCGUGUCUGAAAAAGGCAGGUUUGGCUCCGGGGCGGGUAAUAAUGACUCUGAACAUUUCACAAGGGUUGAGGUAGGGGAUGAAGUGCAUGUCAUUAAAGGUUUUCGAUUGCCAAUAGUGCUGAGGCCAAUCGUGUCUGUGAAGCGAGGAGGGUUGCAAUAUGGGAAUGACCCUACCGCGUUCUCUGCCGAUCUGGAAUCCUGCGUCCAUGACGAAGAUGUGGUAUAUCAACUUGUUGGACCUUGUUUUAUUGACGGCCUCAUGGAUGGCGAAGCCACAGAAGCGGAGGGCUUUUCCACCAAACGCAUUCAUCUUCGCUGAAUGUGAUUUUCUUUCGAAAGGCAUGGGUGAUGUUGUCAGUGGAAAGCUACCGUUAGGACCAAAUUUGGUGUGACAAUGAAAGCACACUUUCCCUUCGCAUUUGAAAUGGCUCGUGAUUGAUUUGAGUAUGCGAAAAAGAGGCGAAAAAGUACACAGGUG
Molecule: messenger RNA, 3596 nt
Organism: Boeremia exigua
Lineage: Eukaryota; Fungi; Ascomycota; Dothideomycetes; Pleosporales; Didymellaceae
Exons: 1
Coding region: 69-3437 (1122 amino acids)
Source: RefSeq, a predicted model, not a curated record